CUCUCGGGCCCAAAGAUAAAUCCUCAAAAACCCUAAUUUCACUGCUGUGCAUUUUUUCCCGGGGCAUACUGCAAUCGGAGACUGUUGUAUCUGUAAAGCGAAAAGAAAUCAGAAAAGAUGGGAAUAAAGAGAAAGAAGAGCGAAAGCGAAGCAAUGGAAGAUUACGACGACGAUGUAGUGGUAGACAGAAAGGAGAAGAAGAAGAUGAAGAAAAUGGAGAAGGAGAAGGAGAAAAAGAAAGAAAUACUCCCAUCAAUGAUAAAAAACAAGGAGAAGAGGUCUGCCGUACACGCUAAACUCAAGCAGCAAAAGAAAGUCGAGAAGCGGAAGAAGCUUAAAGCCCGAGACGCCGAAGAGAAGCGCGCUCUCGAGCUCGGCGAGGAGCCUCCUCCCAGGAAGAUUCCACGCACCAUUGAGAAUACUAGAGAGUUUGACGAGACUGUAUGCAAGCCCGACGACGAGCUAUUCGCUGGUAAUGAUGCUGAUGAAUUUAGCUCCGUUUUAAAACGUGAUCGGAUUCCGAAGAUAUUGAUCACCACUUCCCGUUUCAAUUCUACUAGGGGACCAGCUUUUAUAUCAGAACUACUUGAGGUGAUCCCAAAUGCACAUUAUUACAAGAGAGGAACUUAUGACUUGAAAAAGAUUGUAGAAUAUGCAAAGAAGCAGGAUUUUACUUCUCUUAUAGUUGUUCACACCAACCGCAGGGAGCCAGAUGGUCUCUUGAUCAUUGGCUUGCCUGACGGACCUACUGCCCAUUUCAAGCUAUCACGGCUUGUUCUACGCAAGGAUAUCAAGAGUCACGGAAAUCCCACCAGUCAUGAGCCCGAGCUGGUCUUGACUAACUUCACAACUUGUCUGGGUCAUCGUAUUGGGAGACUAAUACAGUCACUUUUCCCACAAGAACCAAAUUUCCGCGGUCGGAGAGUUGUUACCUUUCAUAAUCAACGCGAUUAUAUAUUCUUCCGGCAUCACCGGUACAUCUUUGAAACCAAAGAGAGUAAGCAGAGUGAUUCAAAAGGUAAAAACAGAAAAGAUGGCAAGGGCGAGAAGAACACUCAACAGAAAGUGAUUGCACGCCUUCAGGAGUGUGGUCCUCGAUUCACACUGAAGUUGAGAAGUCUCCAACAUGAAACCUUUGAUACCAAGGGUGGUGAAUAUGAAUGGGUUCACAAGCCGGAAAUGGACACCAGCCGAAGAAGGUUUUUCUUGUGAGUUGCAUCAGAUUGUUUAUUUGUCUUGGGGUAGAAGCAAAUUUUGGUGCCUUUCGGGUUGGUACAUGAACAACUGAUGGAGAAUUGUGAUCAGUUUUGCCCAAUUGUUUAUUCAACUCUGGUGGAAUACUUGAAGAUUAUAUGAAUAUAUUUAUUAUUGGAUUA
Molecule: messenger RNA, 1376 nt
Organism: Populus nigra (black poplar)
Lineage: Eukaryota; Viridiplantae; Streptophyta; Magnoliopsida; Malpighiales; Salicaceae
Exons: 11
Coding region: 118-1212 (364 amino acids)
Biological process (GO): maturation of 5.8S rRNA; maturation of LSU-rRNA
Cellular component (GO): nucleolus; preribosome, large subunit precursor
Molecular function (GO): rRNA primary transcript binding
Source: RefSeq, a predicted model, not a curated record